Condylura cristata (star-nosed mole) is the source of this 975-nucleotide messenger RNA. RefSeq names its product transmembrane and immunoglobulin domain containing 1 (gene TMIGD1). NCBI's taxonomy places the organism in Eukaryota, Metazoa, Chordata, Mammalia, Eulipotyphla, Talpidae. The transcript is spliced from 6 exons. The coding region runs from base 1 to 975 and encodes 324 amino acids. The record is from RefSeq and is a predicted model, not a curated record.
AUGGCAUGGAAGAGCAGUGGCCUAAAUGGAAAGUGCAUAUAUCUCCUCAUAGUGAUUUUAUUUCUGCCAUGUGAGAUAACAAGUUCUGUUUUAACUGUGAAUGACAAAACUGAGAACUACAUUCUAGAUACUAUGCCUGGCUCCUAUGAAUCUCUGAAAUGUGCUGUUCAAAACCCCACCAGAGAGGAAGAAUUACUCUGGUACCGACAAGAAGGAACAGUGGAUUUGAAAUCUGGAAACAAAAAAAACUCAAGUUCUGUUUGUGUAUCUCCCGUUAGUGAAGAUGACAAUGGAGUCACCUUCACCUGCAAGCUACAACGAGAUCAGUCAGUGUCCCUCUCAGUGGUGCUGAAUGUCACUUUUUCUCCUAUCCUAAGUGGAGAUGAUGUUCAAACAGUUGAAGAAGGCAGUGAAGUGAAAUUGGUUUGUAAGGUGAAAUCUAACCCCCAGGCUCAAAUGAUAUGGCACAAAAAUGGCAAUUUAUUGAAUUUAGAGAAAAAUCAUCACCAAAUCCAACAGACAAGUGAGUUUCUUCAGCUGUCAUUCACUAAGGUUAAGAAAUCUGACAAUGGAACCUACACCUGUAUUGCCAGUUCAACUAUGAAUAAAGAGACCAAAGACUUUUACCUCAUUGUCAAAGAUAGAGUUCUGACUGUACCGAUAGAACCUAUUAUUGCUGCAUGUGUUGUGGUCUUUCUGACACUGUGCUUUGGAGUCAUUGCUAGAAGAAACAAGAUAAUGAAGCUCUGCAGAAGGGGUGAAGAUCGUCAGACAAACACAGCUCUGGACUGGGGAAUCAAACCCCAGUCCAAAGGUGUGUGCAAUGUGAGGUUUCCUCCUUUUCCAGCUGGGGGAGGAAAACAUCAGAAAUAUGACGGGGGACCCAGGAAAGAACUAGAAACCAGAAAAGAAGAGAAGAAGAGUGGCUCCAACCACCUAACAGAGUCUGUCCUCACUGGGGAACUUCUUCACUGA